Messenger RNA from Helianthus annuus (common sunflower), 2060 nucleotides. RefSeq names its product probable arabinosyltransferase ARAD1. The record is from RefSeq and is a predicted model, not a curated record. The transcript is spliced from 3 exons. Gene Ontology annotation, molecular function: glycosyltransferase activity. Lineage: Eukaryota; Viridiplantae; Streptophyta; Magnoliopsida; Asterales; Asteraceae. Bases 516 to 1907 code for a protein of 463 amino acids.
AAAAAAUCAAAGUCGGUGUGAUUUAAAUCUCAAAACUUAAAAGUGGUAGUUUCAAUCAAUCCUAAUCCUGUACAUACAUAAAUGGACAGAACUCAUCACGUUCACCUACUCUGUAAACUCAAUUUUUAAUCUGUAUAAAUACAUCCCCCAUAGAUCCAAGAGCCAAACUACGAAUUUUAAUACGCAUCACGAUACAUUUUCCCCCGAAUGUUACUUGAAUCUCUGUUUUAUAUUCCAUUCAUGACGGCACCAGAUCUCAUCUUCUUCAGGCUGCUUCUGUGCUAUUGAAUCUUUAAUUGAGAGCUUCAAAUCGAAUGACUGGUGGGUUUUGUUCAUUUCUUUGAUUUGAUUCAACCCCCAAUUCAUAAUUUCAUAUCAUGUGAUUAAAUCUCCAAGAUUUGGAUAGUGUCAGCUUAUUAGGGUUUCAAGAAAGUUGGUAGUUUGAGUGAAAUUAAGUUGCUUUUGUUAAAGGGCAGCUUGCAUUCGUCUAAUCGAACUUGAUUUGUGUUGUUUCAAUGACUUCAAUGUAUGAGAAGCGUGUGUUUUCGUCAAGAUUGCUGUCAUGCUUGAUUGCAAUCUCAAUGUUCUUUUUAAUUCUUUCGUGUUCGCUUCUGUUUCGAGUUGGGGAUAAUUCGUUAGUCCCCAGAUCGAUUUAUAAUCUCAUUGUUGUUGACCGUGGGUCGAUUGAGCCCGAAUCGGAUUCUGGGUCCAACCCAGUUAAGGCUGCUGGUUCUUGUGAUCCGAAUCAAGCUGUGUUGAAAGUCUUUAUGUAUGAUUUACCACCCGAGUUUCACUUCGGGUUAUUGGGUUGGACGGGGAGCGCGAACCAGUUAUGGCCGAAUGUUGGUAAUUUUAGUGAGAUCCCAAGUUACCCGGGUGGGUUGAAUUUGCAACACAGUGUUGAGUAUUGGCUUACGCUUGAUCUUUUAUCAUCGCUUAUUCCAAAUGUUCGUAGAUCUUGCACUGCCGUUCUUGUACAUAAUUCGACUCAAGCAGAUGUUGUUUUCGUCCCGUUUUUCUCGUCUUUGAGUUACAAUAGGCAUUCCAAGAUUGAAGGGACGGAGGGAAAGAGUACUAACGAUAUAUUGCAAGAAAGAUUGGUGGAAUAUUUGAACGGUCAGGAUGAGUGGAAAAGAUUCGGAGGGAAGGAUCAUGUGAUCAUGGCUCACCAUCCAAACAGCAUGUUAAUUGCUAGAUGGAGGUUGGGUUCGGCUAUGUUUGUGCUUGCAGAUUUUGGCAGAUAUUCUGAUGAAAUUGCGAAUAUCGAUAAAGAUGUGAUCGCUCCUUACAGACAUGUUGUCAGGACCGUUGAUGCGAACAAUUCGCCUUCGUUUGAAGAACGACCCACCUUGGUGUACUUCCAAGGAGCGAUUUAUCGAAAAGAUGGUGGUGUAAUUCGUCAAGAAUUAUACUAUUUACUUAAAGACGAAAAAGAUGUGCAUUUCACAUUCGGAAGUGCGGGUGGAGGUGGGAUCCGCAAGGCGUCGACAGGGAUGGCAGCUUCAAAAUUCUGCCUCAACAUUGCAGGAGACACACCUUCUUCAAAUCGUCUUUUCGACGCAAUCGUUAGUCAUUGUGUUCCCGUUAUCAUCAGUGACGAAAUCGAGCUCCCAUACGAAGAUCUUCUCGACUACUCCAAAUUUUCCAUUUUUGUCCCUGCAUCAGACGCAUGCAAAAACGGGUACCUUAUAAAUCUUCUCAGAGGCGUUAAGCGAGAAAAAUGGACCGAAAUGUGGGAGAAUUUGAAGCAAAUUGCACCGCAUUUUGAGUACCAGUAUCCUACGAGGCCCGGUGAUGCUGUCGAUAUGAUUUGGAAGAUGGUUUCAAGAAAGAUUGAUCCUUUACAUUAUAGAGCUCAUAGGAAAAACAGAUACAAUAUGUCGCAACAAUUCUUAAAUUCUCGUUAAGUAGUAUGGUUUUUGUCCCUUUGGGGGAUCGACAUUUUUAGCUUCUGAGAGGGGAUAUAUUAUAUAUAGAUCGCAGUCGAAUGUAACAUAUUUGAAACUAUGUGAAAUCGAGUAAUUUGAAUCUUUUGAAUGAAAGAUACUGCUUUAUACAUA